AUGUUCCUCGUGCAAGUGCGCCUAAACGUACAUGACAUACUAGUAGCAAGCUGGCGUACAAAUCUAACGACGCUUGCCUCAAUAGCGGAUAAGUUAAUGGAGAUCCAGGCGCCACACAUGGCGGUGAAUACCCAUGGCAACAUAGCGACUCCCGCGGAUACAAAACCGGAAAGGCCACCAGAAGUGCCAUGGAUGGACGCGUGCCAGUUCCUGUCGCUCCAGGUCGCGAAACUCACACAAAAACUGGAAGCGAUGGAUGUAAGAGAAACACGGAGGGAGCAACCGAGGUGGAGAAGCCGUUCGAGGGCUCGCUCCAGUUCGAUAGGACGGAAUACGGGCUACUGCUACUACCACCAACGUUUUGGAGCACAUACAGAUGCACGAUCCCGUGUGCAUGGAGGCGAAACCCUGGUGAAAACAACAUCUCAGCAUCGCCGGCGGAAAAUUAAUUGUAUGCUCCACAGCCCUGAGGACAGCUCGACAAAAGGAAAUGUCGCCCCUUCUAAUUUUAGUAUCUACGCAGCAGACGGCACACCGAUUCCGACCUUCGGCGAAACAACGCUCUGGACCUCCGGACUGCGACGACCAUUUACCUGGGAGUUUACCGUCGCGAAGGUCCAACAACCGAUAAUUGGCGCCGAUUUCCUUCAACAUCACGGUCUUCUGGUGGAUCUGAAGAACAAGAGGAUUAUAGACGACUGCACGAAUAUAUACAGAGUAGGAGAAAUAAGCACGACCAGUAAGCACCCAAUAAUCAAUCACGACAAUAGGAAACAGAGAACGCGACAAAUACAACACAUUGCUGAAACAAUACAUCGACGUGACUAG
This is a messenger RNA of Frieseomelitta varia, 828 nucleotides long. RefSeq lists its product as uncharacterized. Bases 1 to 828 code for a protein of 275 amino acids. NCBI's taxonomy places the organism in Eukaryota, Metazoa, Arthropoda, Insecta, Hymenoptera, Apidae. The transcript is spliced from 2 exons. The record is from RefSeq and is a predicted model, not a curated record.